AUGCCCCGAUCCGAAAUCCCCAUCCCCAACCCCCCCGCCCUCCCCUCCUCCCUCCCAGACAGCAUCCUCCACGACCUAUCUGUCACCCUCCCUCCCAAACCCCUCCCCCCCACCGACCUCGCCUCCCUCAAAGCCUUCCAGCGAGCAGCAAACUACCUCGCGGCAUCCAUGAUCUUCCUCCGCUCCAACACUCUGCUGCAAAACCCCCUCUCCCACAACGACAUCAAGCCCCGUCUCCUCGGGCACUGGGGCACCUGCCCUGGCCUCGUCCUUGUGUAUUCCCACCUCAACCUUCUUUUGCGAAACAACCCCGACCUAGAAAUGAUUUUCGUCAUCGGUCCCGGUCACGGCGCUCCCGCUGCGCUGGCUGCUUUAUGGCUUGAGGGGUCACUGGAGAGGUUUUACCCCGGGGAGUAUGAUCUCACGGAAAGCGGGUUUCAUAACCUGGUGACGAGAUUUUCUGUGCCGGGGGGGUUUCCGAGUCAUAUCAAUGCCGAGACUCCGGGUGCUAUUCAUGAGGGGGGGGAGUUGGGGUAUGCGCUGGGGGCGGCGUUUGGUGCUGUCAUGGACAAGCCUGAUUUGGUCGUCACGGUAGUGGUUGGUGAUGGAGAAGCGGAGACGGGACCGACGGCUACGGCGUGGCAUGCGAUCAAAUUCUUGGACCCGAAGGAGUCGGGGGCGGUGAUCCCGAUACUGCAUGUCAACGGGUUCAAGAUUAGCGAGAGGACUAUUUUUGGGUGUAUGGAUGACAAGGAGAUUGUGGCUUUGUUUAGUGGGUAUGGGUAUCAGGUUUUGGUGGUGGAGGAUUUGGAACGGGUGGAUGAGGAGUUGCAGGGGGGGUUGGACUGGGCUUUGGGGGAGAUCAGGAAGAUACAGAAGGCGGCGAGGGAGGGGAGGGCAGUGGUUAAGCCGAGGUGGCCGAUGAUUGUGCUGAGGACGCCGAAGGGGUGGACGGGGCCGAAGGAGGUGGAUGGGAAGAUUAUUGAGGGGAGUUUUCACUCGCAUCAGGUGCCGCUUCCCAAGGCGGGGGAGGAGGAUGGACAGCUGGGGGACUUGGGGAAGUGGCUUGAGAGUUAUCGGAUUGGGGAGCUGGUUAAGGACGGAAGGCCGACGGAGGAGGUGACGAGGAUUUUACCGCGGGAGAGGGAGAGGAGGUUGGGGCAGAAUAGGCUGACGUAUGAUGCCUAUGAGGGGUUGAAGAGGGUUGAUUGGAGGGAGUUUACGGUGGAGAAGGGGACUGAUCAGAGCUGCAUGAAGGUUACGGGCAAGUUUUUGGACAGGGUGUUUCGGGAGAAUCCGAAGAGCAUAAGGUUGUUUUCGCCGGAUGAGCUGGAGAGCAACAAGCUGGAUGCGAUACUGGAUCACACGCAGAGGAACUUUCAGUGGGAUGAGUAUUCGAGGGGGAACGGGGGAAGGGUGAUCGAGGUGCUGUCGGAGCAUGACUGCCAGGCUUUCAUGCAGGGGUAUACUCUGACUGGGAGGACUGCCAUCUUUCCUAGUUAUGAGUCUUUUUUGGGUAUUGUCCACACCAUGAUGGUGCAGUACUCCAAGUUUGUCAAGAUCGCCCGGGAAGUUCCCUGGAGGGGGGAUUUGGCGUCGAUCAACUACAUUGAAACCAGCACUUGGGCUCGGCAGGAGCACAAUGGGUUUUCUCAUCAGAACCCCAGCUUCAUUGGUGCGGUUCUUAACCUCAAGGCUGAGGCUGCGAGGGUUUAUCUUCCUCCCGACGCCAAUUGUUUUUUGUCGACUGUUCACCACUGCCUCGGGUCAAGGAAUUAUACGAAUCUCAUCAUCGGGUCCAAGCAGCCUACUGCUGUGUACCUCUCUGCAGAAGAAGCGGCCGAACACUGCAGGCGAGGCGCGAGCAUCUGGCAGUUUGCCUCGACCCCUCUCGGGCCGAACGAGGAGCCGGAUGUUGUCUUGGUGGGCAUCGGGGUGGAGGUCACGUUUGAGGUUAUCAAGGCGGCGGAACUGCUCCGGGAGAUUUGUCCGGCGUUGAAGGUCAGAGUGGUGAAUGUUACCGACCUUAUGAUUCUUGCUCCUGUGAGCAGGCACCCUCAUGCGUUGAGCAAGGAGAGGUUUUUGGAGUUGUUUACGCGGGAGAGGCCGGUGUUGUUUAAUUAUCAUGGGAUGAGGCUUGAGGGGUAUAGGGAGGAGGGGACGACGACGACUCCGAUUGAUAUGAAGUUGUUGAAUGGGGUCAAUAGGGAGGAGGUGUUGGGGGAGAUUGAGAAGAGGGUUGGGGAGGUGAGGGGGUUUGUUGAGAGGGAGGGGAAGGAUCCGGAUGAUAUGUAUGAGGUUGCUAGGUUUGAGUAG
Messenger RNA from Podospora anserina S mat+, 2316 nucleotides. RefSeq lists its product as uncharacterized. The transcript is spliced from 3 exons. Gene Ontology annotation, biological process: carbohydrate metabolic process. NCBI's taxonomy places the organism in Eukaryota, Fungi, Ascomycota, Sordariomycetes, Sordariales, Podosporaceae. The record is from RefSeq and is a predicted model, not a curated record. Gene Ontology annotation, molecular function: aldehyde-lyase activity. Bases 1 to 2316 code for a protein of 771 amino acids.